Molecule: messenger RNA, 4647 nt
Organism: Yamadazyma tenuis ATCC 10573
Lineage: Eukaryota; Fungi; Ascomycota; Pichiomycetes; Serinales; Debaryomycetaceae
Product: DNA repair protein Rad5
Biological process (GO): double-strand break repair via homologous recombination
Cellular component (GO): nucleus; cytoplasm
Molecular function (GO): ATP-dependent chromatin remodeler activity; ATP binding
Source: RefSeq, a predicted model, not a curated record
AUGGAGCUAUACGACCAUUUCCAACAUCGGUUGCAUAACCCCAACGGCCCCAAACAGGAGGACGGGUCGCCGCUGCCGGGCCCCAGUCCCAGAGGUCAUCCCAGGGUAUCGGAUGCCUCGUACCCCAAAUCUGUUUCCCCCGGUGGGACUCGCAGAUUGCAAUCACUCCAAGAUAUCAACAACAAUAACCGGCGGGUGCCCGAACCCUGGCACCGCCCGCCCACGGUUUCCGCUCCUCCCAGUGACGAUGUGGUCAUUGAUUUGACGACGCUGGACGAAGACAUUCCAAAUCCACCACUUCCUCAAUCGCUGUCUGAACCCCCCACAGAUACUCAAACACCAGUUGCUGUUGUGGAUGACGCCGAAACGGAUAUUUCGGACGAUGACUUGAUGGAAGUCGAUCCCCAAGAGGCGACCAAACUCACGGUUUUCAAACAGAGCAGAGGUUGGCGUCCUCACAACCAACCUGCGCCUGUGCCCCAUUUCAGUCCUGAGAUCCCACAAACCAACCACCACCUCCAGUUGGUUAGAGCCGAGCACGAUACGGCCACCCGGCGGUACAUCAUGGCCCAAGGGCGUUUGCGGCGGUCGGUGCAGCAGUUGAAGGAUAACCAGUCUAUUUACGACAGAGAUCCUAGUGCAGCAGACAAUCCUACGCAGAUGGAAGCUGCGGUGGCGGCGGCACGGGCCGGCUUACUGGAAGUGGCCCAAGCCAAGCGACGUCUCAGCCUAGAAAUCACCGGUCUCGAGGAGAAGCUCCAGUCUUUGGUGAGGCAAACUGGAAAUUACAGUCUACCGGCUGAAGCCUACCAAUUGCCACAGGCGGUUCCUCCAGCCGAAGUGUUGGACAGAGCACCGGACCCAGAAGACGUCAUCACAAUGCAGCAGUACACCGAAAUGAUACACCCGCCAGAGGCCAGUAAUUCGAGUACAGGCUUUCCUACCUAUUACUUGGCCCAGGAAGAUGAAGGGGCCCAUAUCCAGAGCUUAUUGGAAAACAUUCGUCCUGACGAAGAGGAAGAGGAAGGUUUACCGUUGACACCAGACGAGCUCAGAAUCAACUUGUUCAAGCACCAGCGAGUUGGACUUGCGUGGCUCAUGAGAAUGGAAUUAUCCAAGUCCCAAGGGGGCAUUUUGGCCGACGAUAUGGGUCUUGGAAAGACCAUUCAGUCGAUCGCUUUGAUGAUGGCACACAAGUCCAAAGAUCCCAACCACAAAACCACUCUUAUUGUGGCACCGGUAUCUUUGUUAAGACAGUGGGCCAACGAAAUUGAGAUUCACACUAAGGUGGAUGUUUCUGUGGGCGUGUACCACGGGUCGUCCAAGAAUAAACUCUUCAAGACCUUCAAAGACUUUCAACGCUACGAUGUGAUCUUGACGUCUUACUCCACUUUGGCAAUUGAGUUCAAGAGGCACUAUAAAGAGUUGUUCGAAAUGAACCACACUAACAUGACCCAAAAUAUGAUACCUCCUCAUGGAGCAGGAGGCGGGGUGUACGCUUCACCUUUCUACACUUCAGAUGCAGUGUUCUACCGAGUAAUCUUGGACGAGGCCCAGAAUAUCAAAAACAAGCUUACUGUGUCGUCAAAAGCUGUGACGGUAUUGAGUGCCACCUAUAGAUUCUGUUUGACCGGGACACCCAUGCAAAACUCCAUAGACGAGUUGUAUCCUAUCAUUAGAUUCUUGAGAAUUAAGCCAUACGCCAAAGAAACGGUUUUUAAGCACAGAGUGUCCAACCCCCUCAAGAAGAAGGAUAAAGACGAGAUCGAAAGCUCGAUGCGCUCAUUGAGAGCCUUGUUAAGAGCCAUAUUACUUCGGAGAUCCAAGACAUCUAAAAUCGAUGGCAAACCGAUUUUGGAGCUCCCACCUAAGACGGUUGAAGAUAUUGAGGUGAAGAUGGACCCGGUGGAGUUCGAAACCUACGAGUCCAUUGAAAGUCAAUUGAAGACAAGGGCGAAAAGGCUCUUUAUGGAAGACAAGAAUUUCUCCAAUUUCCUUGUAUUGUUAUUACGAUUGCGUCAAGCCAGUUGUCAUACAUUUCUAUGUGAGCUUGGAAGUUCAGGAAAGUUGGAGCAAUAUCGUUACCGAAAUUGGCCCUCUUUGCUCAAAACAGUGGAACAAUUAGACUCACUGAACAAACAGUUCAUUAUUGAUGAGCUUGGAACUAUCGAUAAAGAUGAUGAUUCAAAGAACCAAACACCAAAGCCUGAAUCCAUGGACAACGAGCUUAUCAACUUCAGUCAGUUAUCAUCCCAAACAUCUUCCAUCAAAGAAGAAGGUGGAAGUAAUCAGGGAGUGCUUUUCGCCAACAACGAAGAAAAGCCACUCAUAGACGUAAUAGAUGGCGGUGAAUAUGAAACUAACCAGGGUAUGGUUUACGUCAGUAACGAAGAUAAGCCGUCUAUGGACAUGAUUCUCCAAGAUGAUGGUGAAAACGACAAUGGUGUUUUCACUUGUCCAUUGUGCUUCAUUUCGUACACCUUCCAAUCAGCCAUCAUGUUCCCCUGCAAACACAAAAUAUGCGAGGAUUGCAUUGACAGCUUUAUUGAAGACAACAGACAAGAUGAACAAAAUAAAGUCAAGUGCUCGGAGUGUUCAGUUGCUUUCAAGACUCUGGAGUUUAUUGAUUAUAGAAUGUUCUACAUGAGAUAUAUUGAGCAGAAAUCUCGGUAUGACAUCCAAUGCAUUAUCGAGGACAGUUUCAAAGGCAAAUUGGUUGUUCAAGAAAAGAUCAAGAAGUUGAUCGUCAAGCACCAGGGAUUUACAUAUUCCACCAAGAUGGAAGAGAUCUUACGGGUGGUGACCAGCAUAUUUGAGAACUAUCCUGGAGAGAAGAUUAUAGUGUUUUCCCUGUUCACCACCUUUUUCGAUUUAUUGAAGAUCAUGUUCAGUAAAGCUGGAAUUCCUUUCCUUCGAUACGAUGGUACUAUGUCUAUUGAAAAGAAGGAUUUGACCAUCAAGGAGUUCUACCAGAACCACAGAUACAAGGUUAUGUUAACAUCUUUAAAGGCUGGUAAUGUAGGGUUAACAUUGAACUGUGCCUCCCAUGUCAUCAUAUCUGAUCCGUUCUGGAACCCAUAUGUUGAAGAACAAGCUAUGGAUAGAGCUCAUAGAAUCGGCCAGACAAGAGAUGUCCAUGUGUAUAGAAUCUUGAUCCAAGGGACUGUUGAAGAGAGGAUCAUUGCUCUUCAAAACAAAAAGAAAGAACUCAUCAAUGCUGCAUUGGACGAGAAUGGUAUGAAGUCUGUCAGCAGGUUGAGCAGAAGAGAUUUGGGUUUCUUGUUCGGGUUCAACACUUUAUCUUAAGAAUGUAAUUUUAAUGUACAACUAUAGUAUGAAGCUAAGCUUUGAGCUUUUUGACUUUUGAGACGUUGGCAAGCCAGUCGGCUUCGGAGAUCAAAGUCUCUUUGGAAUUAUAGCAUAAUUCCCAAACAAUAAUGUUUUCAAAGCUCUGAUGAUACUUCGCAAGAGACUUGCACAAGUAUAUGAUUUGCAAAAUAAGCCCAUCUAUUUGAGUGCUGAAAUCCAGUUUCUUAUCAGGGUCAUCAGAUUGCUUGGAUUCAAUAGAAAGCUGAUGUAAGUGUAGUUUUAGCUCGUUAAUUAGGUGGUAUGCAAGGUUUUUCACGAAUUGGUUUAUAAGUAAAUUGUCUUCCUUCUCAUUUGAUUCCAAGUUAAGUGAAUGAUUAAUGAUGGUGUAGAACAUCGACAACGAGUGGUAUACUUCACUUCUGUAAACCUCAAUGAAACGUUUUAAGUAAGAGAACCGGUUGAACUUGAUCAACGGCAUGAGGUUACUGGUCUCGUUGAUGAUAUACUUAUACCGUGAAUUAAAGUAUAAGAGUUUCAAGAACCGGGUUCUUUCCGCCGAGUUGGAGGAGCUGAUGAUAUCAGACUGUCUAAAAUUCAACAAGUCUAGUUUGCUCAAGAUAUUGAAGAUUUUAAUUAGGUUGUUCUGUCUCAAGUUGGUAUUCAACAACUUAAUCAAGUUCUUCACCAUUAACUUCAAUUCCACCUUUAUCUGUUCAUAAAUCUUCGAAAAAAUUGGCAACUUGGGGAAACGGAUUGUGAGGUUCCUUGACAAGAUGGAUAUUUCCAAUGCCUCUUGAUAGUUCCCUUGCAAAAUACAAAUCUUACACAAGGUGGGCAACUCAAGUAAGUCCAAAAUGGAGUCUAUAUUCGACAAAAUAGAGCUGUUUGUCUCCAUUGCUGCCGUCAACUGGUCAUUGGCUGGUACAUGUAACCGCUUAUCGUCAGCCUUCAACCCCUUGAUCAUUGAUUCAACCUGUGUUUUCAUCUCCAGCGUAAUCGACUGGUUUAUAUGUUUCAAGUCCUGGCUCACGCGUAUAAUCAAGUCCCUAUUAUCGUUGGAUAUCUGGGCCAAGCGGCGAUUGGCUACCCGCAGUGAGUCGUCCAACUCGGCAAUUUCUUCUGUUAAUGUCUUGUUGCGGGUGGACUCUGAAGAUGUGGUAAACGUGUCUGUCGAUAGAAGGUCGUCAUUUACGAGCAAGUCAUGAAGAAAAGACUCUGAUACCUCUCGAAGCUCCGGAUUGGCCCCAAGGAACUCGCGAAGAGGUCCCUCGAGAUCCUCCACCAAGGUGUCAAGUAAUAUACUUGUCAUGAGUGUUUGCGACUUGGAAGUUUCGCACG